AUGAAACGAUUCACCCCGUUACAUGAUGGACUCGUAGCAAGCACGCAUCAGCGGAAGCAGGACGUGGAUGGACCUGACGUGGCUGGGUUGUUGGCACCACCUGUGUCGUUACUGGACAUACGGCAGAUGGCGUCAAGUCCAGAAGCUUUACUGAGCCCGUCGGCGUCAACGGCGUUGCCGUGCCCGUCACCAGUCAAAUUGGUGGACUUUGGCAACUACUUGGGUGCAAACGAGCUAGCGGCGUAUGCUGACGCGGACGCUCGUGGCGGCUUUGACGUGCAGACCGUCACGUAUCGUGCUCCAGAAGUGGCAGCAGGUCUCUUGCUCUGCUCGGCCAUGGACAUGUGGUCGCUCGGGUGCCUCCUCUUGGAAUGCGUGUCAGGGAAACCGCUGUUCACACCGCCACCUCUCGAGACGUCGGUGCAAGAGCGGGCAGACGUCGUCAAGGUUGAGAACGCCCAUCUCUUGAAGCAGAUUGAGCGCAUCUUGACAAACGGAGUCCAGCUGUAA
This is a messenger RNA of Peronospora matthiolae, 510 nucleotides long. The record is from the annotation of a GenBank genome assembly. Lineage: Eukaryota; Oomycota; Peronosporomycetes; Peronosporales; Peronosporaceae.